UCUCUCUCUCUCUCUCUGUGUUUCCGUGUUACACUACUUUCCUUUCAAGUUUCAAUGGCAUCUUCUGUAACCAUAGUAAGUCUUUUUCUGGUAACAUUUUCUCUAUUCUCACCGUCACAGUCAGCCUCCUGUCAGUCACAGACUUUCACCAGCAACAGGAUUUACACUUUCUGCAAUGAUCUCCCUUCACUUAACUCCUACCUUCACUGGGCCUACGACCUGGCCAAUUCCACCCUCUCCAUAGCCUUCAUCGCCGCUCCGGCGAAGCCCAACGGCUGGAUUUCAUGGGCCAUAAACCCAACCGCCACCGGCAUGGUCGGGUCCCAGGCCCUGAUGGCAUUCCGGGACUCCAAGGGCGCAAUGACGGUUAAGACGUAUAAUAUCAGUUCAUAUGGUCCUGUAACGGAAUCCAAGGUGUGGUACCAGGUGAAGGAGUCUUCGGCGGAAUUUUCAGGCGGGAUGAUGCGGCUUUUUGCUACUAUUGUGUUGCCGGAGAAGGGGAAGAGUACGGUGAACCAUGUGUGGCAGGUGGGUCCUUCUUUGACGGCGGGGAUGCCCGACAAGCAUGAACUUCAGCCGGCGAAUUUGAACUCCAAAGGGAGCCUUGAUUUGUUAAAAGGACAGAGCGCCGCUUCUAACGGUGGUGGAGACUCCAGGACCAAGAAAAAGAAUAUUCAUGGGAUACUGAAUGUUGUGAGUUGGGGAAUUAUGUUUCCAAUUGGGAUCAUUAUCGCGAGGUACGUGAGGGCAUUUCCAUCGGCCGAUCCAACAUGGUUUUAUCUUCAUAUCUUCUGCCAAGUUUCGUCCUACGCCAUUGGUGUUGCUGGUUGGGGGACAGGUCUUAAGCUUGGAAGUCAAUCCAAGGGCAUUCGUUAUACUGGCCAUCGCAAUAUCGGGAUUGCUCUCUUCUCGAUUGCUACUUUGCAGAUAUUUGCAUUGUUCUUGAGACCCAAAAAGGACCACAAGUAUCGGUUUUACUGGAACAUCUACCAUCAUGGAAUUGGCUAUACAAUUCUCGUUCUUGGCAUCCUCAAUGUGUUCAAAGGUUUAGAUAUACUCAAUCCGGGACCCAAGUGGAGGGAUGCUUAUAUUAUUCUGAUCGCGGUUUUGGGAGGCAUUGCUCUAGUAUUGGAAGCAAUCACUUGGAUAAUCGUAUUAAGGCGGAAGUCGGGAAUGUCAACCAAACCAUAUGACGGGAUCAAAACCGGUCAUGGUAGGCAAGAACCUCUAGCUCCAUGAUCAUAUGUUUUAUUCACUUAUAGCACGUUCGGGUUUAUACCAUCCUCUUUCUAUUCGCUUGUUUGAGGUAAUACGAGGGUUAGUUGUUUGAGAUUGUGGGAUUAUUGCUUAUUUUUAUUUCACCUCAUGUAUAUUAGUUUGUGUAAUCAGUUUGGUAUAUACAGCAAACACGAAUCGAGUCUAUUAUCUUGUAUACUCUGUUCUUUUGUAUUUCUAUUCGUAUUCUAUAAAUUGCUAGUUUUUGCGUUUGA
This is a messenger RNA of Olea europaea var. sylvestris, 1490 nucleotides long. Its product is annotated as cytochrome b561 and DOMON domain-containing protein At3g25290-like. NCBI's taxonomy places the organism in Eukaryota, Viridiplantae, Streptophyta, Magnoliopsida, Lamiales, Oleaceae. The transcript has 3 exons. Bases 55 to 1239 code for a protein of 394 amino acids. The record is from RefSeq and is a predicted model, not a curated record.